CAACCAAAAGCAUAUUCUCCUCCAGAUCUAUAUACCCACCCCACCACAUAUAUAGACACCCCCACUACCAAACCCUAAACCUCUUUUCUCGCAUCUACUGAAGAGGCUCACUUUCUGCCUCUCUUCUCUGCUCAGAGCUUAUCGCCGUUACAAACUUGGAGUGAGCAAGUUCCAACUGUGCAGCCAUGGCUCUGGUUUUGCACUCUGGAAGUAACAACAAAAAUGCCGUAAAGGCACUCAUUGCUGCUGAGUACACAGGUGUAAAGGUUGAACUUGCAAAGAAUUUCGAGAUGGGUGUAUCAAACAAGACACCUGAGUUUGUCAAGAUGAAUCCAAUUGGAAAGGUUCCUGUGCUUGAAACACCUGAUGGACCUGUUUUUGAGAGCAAUGCUAUUGCACGCUAUGUAACUAAAUUGAAGCCCGACAAUCCUCUCUUUGGCUCUUCGUUGAUCGAAUAUGCUCAAAUCGAGCAAUGGAAUGAUUUUUCUGCCACUGAGAUUGAUGCAAACAUUGGGCAAUGGUUGUACCCACGUCUUGGCUAUCGUGUAUUCAUUCCUCCAGCCGAGGAAGCUGCAGUAGCUGCAUUAAAGAGAGCUCUUGGUGCUUUAAACAUCCAUCUUGCAUCUAACACUUACUUGGUUGGACAUUCAAUCACAUUGGCCGACAUAAUAAUGGCCUGCAACUUGAGCCAUGGUUUUAGGUAUAUAAUGACUAAGAGCUUUACCAAGGAAUUCCCACAUGUAGAGAGAUACUUCUGGACUGUGGUUAAUCAGCCGAAUUUCUGCAAGAUAUUGGGUGAGGUGAAACAAGCUGAAUCUAUCCCAGAUCCCCCAUCCAAGAAGCCUGCACCAGCAAAGGAACCUGCAAAACCCAAAGCAAAGGAGGAGCCAAAGAAAGAGGUUAAGAAGGAAGAACCAAAGCUUGAAGACGAGGAAGAAGCACCCAAGCCUAAGGCAAAGAAUCCUCUUGAUCUGUUGCCUCCAAGUAAGAUGAUUCUGGAUGAGUGGAAGAGGCUUUACUCCAACACCAAGACCAACUUCCGCGAGGUUGCCAUUAAAGGUUUCUGGGACAUGUAUGAUCCCGAAGGAUAUUCUCUCUGGUUCUGUGAUUACAAGUACCAGGAUGAGAACACAGUGUCCUUUGUUACAUUGAACAAGGUUGGUGGUUUUCUGCAGAGAAUGGAUCUGGCACGCAAGUACGCAUUUGGUAAGAUGUUGGUAAUUGGUUCUGAGGCCCCAUAUAAGGUGAAGGGUUUGUGGCUUUUCCGUGGAAAAGAAAUUCCCAAGUUUGUUAUGGAUGAAUGCUAUGACAUGGAGCUCUAUGAAUGGAAGGAAGUAGACAUCAACGAUGAAGCACAGAAGGAGCGUGUCAACCAAAUGAUUGAGGAUUACGAGCCCUUCGAGGGAGAGGCUCUGUUGGAUGCUAAGUGCUUUAAGUAAACAUUGUAUUGUAUUUGGCAAUGUUUCCUUUCGCCUGAGGUUGUAGUUUACCUUGAUUUUGUCCUCCCAAAUUUACUUAGAUUCUUGUUUAAAAAACUAUCUUGUCUUCCUUGGAGAAAUUGUUAUCUCUGUAGUGUGUUUUUGAAAAUUAUCAAUUUUGACAUAGUGAACUGGGAUACAUUCGUGGUUGAAUUAUGUUAUCCUUUUCCAAGUAAAGCAGUUGUGGCAGUGAUGUGAUCCA
Molecule: messenger RNA, 1680 nt
Organism: Nicotiana attenuata
Lineage: Eukaryota; Viridiplantae; Streptophyta; Magnoliopsida; Solanales; Solanaceae
Product: elongation factor 1-gamma 2-like
Exons: 8
Coding region: 186-1439 (417 amino acids)
Biological process (GO): translational elongation
Molecular function (GO): glutathione transferase activity; translation elongation factor activity
Source: RefSeq, a predicted model, not a curated record